This is a messenger RNA of Diaporthe citri, 2289 nucleotides long. RefSeq lists its product as uncharacterized. The record is from RefSeq and is a predicted model, not a curated record. The transcript is spliced from 4 exons. Lineage: Eukaryota; Fungi; Ascomycota; Sordariomycetes; Diaporthales; Diaporthaceae. Bases 1 to 2289 code for a protein of 762 amino acids. Gene Ontology annotation, molecular function: polygalacturonase activity.
AUGCGACCCUGGGCGCGUGUGCUUCUUGGAGCCUCCCUCCUGCAGGCUGUCGCAGCAUACUGGAUGGAGGACAUUGCACACUAUGGCCUGGCUCCCUUCAACCCAAAUCCGAAGUACCAGGUUUUUCGAAACGUGAAGACCUAUGGAGCAAAAGGAGAUGGCGUGACAGACGACACUGCGGCCAUCAACGCCGCCAUCAGCGACGGAAAUCGCUGCGGAUUCGGCCGUGUCUGUGACGGCGCGACAACCACUCCCGCCACUGUUUACUUCCCUGCUGGAACCUACAAGGUCUCGUCUUCUAUUCUGCAAACCUACUAUACUCAACUGGUCGGCGAUCCCACCUCCAUGCCCACCAUCAAGGCAUCUGCCGAAAUGGCUGGUCAUGGGCUCGCCGUAGUCAUCGAGUCAGACCCAUGGACUUCCGAUGGUCCUUCCUACACGCCAACCAACGUCUUCUUUCGCCAGAUUCGCAACCUGAUCAUUGACACCACCUCUGUUCCGGGAACAACCUGGGCUAUUCAUUGGCCAUCGGCUCAGGCGACCUCCAUACAGAACGUUAUCUUCCAUCUUCCACAGACACCCGACAGCGACCACACCGGUAUCUACAUGGAGGAAGGCAGUGGAGGCUUUCUGGGCGACCUUGUCUUUUACGGAGGUCAAUGGGGUGCUCGAUUCGGUAACCAACAAUACACGACACGCAACCUGACCUUUGUCAAUUGCCAAACAGCCAUCCAGCACAUAUGGGACUGGUUCUGGGUGUACAAAGAUAUCACCGUCGUGGACUGUGGCGUCGGCAUUAAUGUGACCGGCCCCGCAGUUGGCUCAGCUGUCAUCAUGGACAGCAUUUUCUACAAUGUCUCCAUUGGCAUCCUGAGUUCCAGAAGCGUCGAUAGCGCAGGCGAAAUCCCCGGUCGGGGGACGUUGGUCAUGGAGAAUGUCAUUUUCCAGAAUGGAAAUGUGUACACACCCGGCGGCCCUGCUUUUGUGUUCUCGGGGCCAAACGACUGGUUCUCUGCUCCUGCUACACUCAAGGAAGGCAACAGGUACUACACGCGGUCCAAGCCGCAGUACGAAGACAAGCCUGCCAGCAUGUUUGUCUCCGCCCGUGCGUUUGGUGCCAAAGGAGAUGGAAACACAGAUGAUACGGUCGCCCUCACGAACUUCUUCAGUUACCUCUCCCAACAUUUCAGUCAGGGCAUUGUCGGUUUCGUCGAUGCAGGAUACUACAAAGUCACCGACACAGUUUACAUCCCUCCAAACACUCGAUUCGUGGGCGAGACUCUAGCAUCUAUCAUCAUGGGAUCUGGGCCUAAAUUCUCGAGCACAGAUGGCCCACGCCCUGUCGUACAAGUCGGAAGGCCGGGGGAAUUCGGCUACAUCGAAUGGAGUGACAUGAUCGUCUCGACACAGGGCUCAACUUCUGGCGCCAUACUCAUCGAGUACAAUCUGUCAGGUUGCUCGGGGUGCCCAGAGCCAUCCGGGAUGUGGGACGUCCACGUCCGCGUGGGCGGCUUUGCUGGCUCGCAGCUUCAGGUCACAGAUUGCCCUACGACACCGACCCAGACAAACUUCAUCAACCCGAAUUGCAUUGCUGCAUACUUGGGCAUGCACAUAACAACCCAAGCCAACGAUUUAUACAUGGAGAACAAUUGGAUCUGGGUCGCUGACCAUGAUAUCGAAGAUUCUAACAGCACUCAGAUCUCGGUCUAUGGUGGUCGUGGCCUCCUCAUCGAGUCCGAGGCUGGUCGCAUCUGGGCGGUUGCUUCAGGCGUUGAGCACUGGACUCUGUACCAGUACCAGCUCAUCAACACUCAGAACAUCUGGAUGGGCCAGAUUCAGACAGAGACACCCUAUUAUCAACCCAAUCCGCCCGCUCCAUCACCCUUUAAUGAUAUCGACAGGGCGCUGAGCGACCCAGACUUCCCGUCUGACUGUGCCAUCUUGCACGAGAGCUACAUUCCCGGUUCUAACAUCACUGCUCCUUGCGAGAUGGCCUGGGCUCUGCGCAUCAUCGAUAGCAAGGAUGUCCUCGUCUAUGGCGCUGGGCUCUACAGCUUCUUCAACAACUACAGCACCCUGUGCAGCGCUGGACCGAAAAACACGCACACAAAAUGCCAGUCCAGAAUUGCGUGGGUCGAGGACCAUACCGGCGCCUCGGAGAACGUCGUCAUCUAUGACCUCUACACAAUUGGCGCCAUCAGCAUGGUAACAAACAAUGGCACUGAUGCUGUGCUGUGGUCUGAUAAUUGGAGCGUCUAUGGGGAGUCGAUCGCCCUGUUCAAGCCAUAA